AUGGCUUGGCUGGAAAUUGCGAAAGACCUGAACGCCGGCACCAUCGGCGGCGUGGCGGGGAUCAUCGCUGGCCAUCCCUUAGACACCGUCAAGGUGCAGCUCCAGACCAGCAGCGGGGCGAGCACCGGCGUGUUGCGCAGUCUCCGUCGUGUCAUCAGCUCAGACGGCGCUGCUGGCCUGUACCGCGGUCUGCUGUCCCCCAUCCUGUCCAACGCACCCAUCAACGCCGCCAUCUUCGGAGUCCAGGGACACGCUGUGCGUAUGAUGCAGACAAAAGAGAACGCUGUGCUAUCCAAUACCCAGCACUUUAUAGCGGGGAGCGCCGCUGGACUCGUCCAGGUGGUGUUCGCGGCGCCAUCGGAGCACGUUAAAAUCCAGCUACAGACAGGAGCAAUGGGCCAGGAGCACAGCUCGUUGAACGCUGCUAAGAUCAUGUACAGGAGAUACGGGAUGAAGACGUUGUUUAAGGGAUGGGAGGCCUGUUUGCUGAGAGAUGCUCCGUCCUUCGGAGUCUACUUUUGCUGCUACGAAGCGACUAAACGCGCGCUGACGGGAGGCAAAACGGAGAAUGAGACGGACUGGAAACUCAUGACGGCGGGGGGCGUUGCUGGGAUGGUCUCGUGGGCGAUGUGUAUGCCGUUCGACGUGGUCAAGAGCUGCAUACAAGGGCAGAAGUUGGGAGGGAAGCAGCUGUCCAUGAUAGAGAUCGCAAGGUCGGGGGUCAAGCAGGAAGGGCCUGGAUUCUUUUUUAAAGGGUUUGGAGCGACCAUGGUUCGCGCGUUUCCAGUUUGUGGAGUGACGUUCCUUGUUUACGAAAAGACAAUUUUGUUAAUGUCUUGA
Molecule: messenger RNA, 840 nt
Organism: Phytophthora infestans T30-4
Lineage: Eukaryota; Oomycota; Peronosporomycetes; Peronosporales; Peronosporaceae
Product: Mitochondrial Carrier (MC) Family
Exons: 1
Coding region: 1-840 (279 amino acids)
Biological process (GO): transport
Molecular function (GO): transmembrane transporter activity
Source: RefSeq, a predicted model, not a curated record